Messenger RNA from Talaromyces stipitatus ATCC 10500, 4784 nucleotides. Its product is annotated as WD repeat protein. The record is from RefSeq and is a predicted model, not a curated record. Gene Ontology annotation, molecular function: protein binding; iron ion transmembrane transporter activity. Lineage: Eukaryota; Fungi; Ascomycota; Eurotiomycetes; Eurotiales; Trichocomaceae. The transcript has 4 exons. Gene Ontology annotation, cellular component: cytoplasm; high-affinity iron permease complex; membrane. Bases 1 to 4611 code for a protein of 1536 amino acids. Gene Ontology annotation, biological process: tRNA methylation; iron ion transmembrane transport.
AUGGGGGCAAAUGUCUUUGCAGUGCAGGUUUUUUUCAUCGUUUUCCGCGAGUGCCUCGAAGCCUCCAUCAUCAUCUCAGUGCUCCUCUCCUUCCUCAAGCAGAGUCUCGGCGAACCACACCAAGACCAUGCAUUAUAUAAACGACUGGUUCGCCAGGUGUGGUACGGCUCAUUUUCAGGCAUACUCAUUUGUCUGAUUAUCGGCGGCGCCUUCGUCGGUGUCUUUUAUGGGUUGGGCCAUAAUAUUUGGGCCAAGGCAGAGCAGUUAUGGGAAGGCAUAUUCUAUCUAAUUGCCUGCAUUAUUGUGACUGCAAUGGGUUUGGCUCUUUUGCGAAUCAAUAAAACCAAGGAGCAGUGGCGUAUCAAGAUCGCGAAGACCUUGGUCGAGAAAAACAAAAACUCAAAGAAGUCGAAGCUAUUCGGAGACUGGGCCCGUCGUUAUGCCAUGUUCUUGCUUCCAUUUAUCACCACUUUGCGUGAAGGUGUUGAGGGUGUUGUUUUCGUUGCUGGUGUCUCUCUGGGAUACCCAGCGACUGCCUUCCCAUUGCCCGUCGUGACUGGAAUUAUCGCGGGCUUGGGGUGCGGAUAUCUGAUCUACCGUGGUGGUAAUGCCAUGUCCAUUCAGCUUUUCCUGAUCGCCUCAACAUGUAUACUUUACCUGAUUGCUGCGGGAAUGUUCUCCAAGGUCGUUUGGGAUCUUCAGUACUACCGCUUCCAACUCGCCGUCGGAGCAGACGUUAGCGAGCAAGGCAGUGGGCCAGGCUCAUACAAUAUUAAAGAGACUGUCUGGCAUGUUAAUUGCUGCAAUGCAGAGACUGACAAUGGCUGGGAUGUGUUCAAUGCCAUUUUGGGCUGGGAGAACACGGGUACUUACGGAUCUGUCAUUGCAUACAUCGUCUACUGGAUCUUCAUCAUGGUUACCGUCGGGUACAUGCUCUGGGAGGAACGGUCGGGCAAGCGUACCCUGCGUGAACGUAUCCUUAUGGCAUUGGCCAAGGUCCCUGGUCUGAAGGGUUAUGCCAGGAGGAAACUCGAUGUGAUUCAACAGAACCCAGAUGAUAUUGUGCGCCAGGUCCACAGUGGCAUGUUUAAUGACGGUGUGGUGGAGCAGACCGUGGAAAUGAAUUCAUGUGCAUGCCAAUCAAUGUCGUGUUCCGAGCACUUUGAUGGCUGCUUCCCGGUCACUGCUCUAAAGGAAAUCCAUCUGAGCUCAUCAAGAUAUCUUCUCAAGGGCCAAGGACCAUUCGUCUCAGUCAUUGAUGUCGAAAGCGGAGAAUCUAUCCAUAAGCUCAAAAUUUUCAAACGGAACAAUGUCCACGGUUUCAUGACUGAUGAGCAACGAUGCCAGGAGCAGGAUAAGAUUACUGUGCUUGCAUGGGGAGGAUCCUCUUUACGGUUCAUCCACAUCCUUGGGCAAGGGGAGGAUCCCCGAGUUCGUAUUGUUUGUGGGACGCUUGAACAUGCUGCUCCUGACUGGAUAUAUGAUAUAUGUUCAGCACUCGUUGAUGAUGGUCCGAACUUUGCGUACUUGAUUACGGGGCACAACUCAGUGUUGAGUGUCAGUUUGAAAAGAGUCACUGAUUCAAAAUACCCUAACGCCGUACAACUAAGACACUUGGUUAAUGGUGUCCAGUCUACACUCUACUCUGCAAAUAUUGUGGCUCUGUCGUCUUCGCAUAUCCUCAUUGCAGCCGGGACUGUCUUUGGUGAAAUUAUUGUCUGGUCGUGCUUCAAAAGUGAUAGUACGGAUGGAAAUGCGACUACAUUUUCCUCUUCAAUCCAUCAUUUCUUUACCGGGCACGAUGGGUCAAUAUUUGGAGUUGGCAUUUCCGACGAACUACGGUUUACUAUAGCCGGGAAGGAGCAACAAAUACGACUUCUCGCUAGUUGCAGUGAUGAUCGUACUGUGAGAAUAUGGGAUAUCUCAGAUUGUACCCAUGCUACCUCGGCAGAUCGCGCGGCAUAUGUUACCGAUGGUUUUGACUUGCGAAGUACAGGCUUUGGAAUUACUGCCCCUAAACGAAUAUCGACUGGCUCUGAAUCUGCUGUUGCCAAGGGCUGGGGCCAUUCCUCCCGUGUAUGGGGGGUCUACUUUCUUCCUGCCAGGGGAGACCAUACACGUAUUGUCAAUCUUGUCUCAAGAGGGGAGGAUGCUACGAGUCGCCUGUGGCGGUUGGAUUUGACGUUUUCGACAUCGAAGGAUGGGGUUGAAUAUGAGUUGAGGAAUAUCUCGACCUUGGGCCAUCAUGCCGGAAAGCAUAUCUGGUCAUUAGCCUUGUCUAAAGGAGAUGACGAUACGCAAGUAGUAUAUACUGGCGGAAAUGAUGGUGCAGUCAGGAUGUACAAGUUGACUUAUAACGGAGGAAACGACGUCUCACCUUACAUUCCCAAAAUUUUGUUGAAAGCUGCAUAUUCAAAAGUUGAGAUUGAUGGUCUCAUGCCUCGAGUGUUCGGGUUUGUGUCGAAGGAUAGUGUUGCUGUGGUUUAUACGACUGGCCUCGUACAGUUAGGCACUUUUACUACCUUUGCUCCUCUCAGUAAUAAACCGCAGAUGCGCUGGGAAACAUUGUCUACGGAAGAGGACUUGCGCUCUUUUGCUACGAUAUCUUCUCUCUCGAGCUAUGGUCUUGCCAUCAUUGGUGGCUCUUCUGGGAGAUUGCGUCUAUACGAUCAAACAACCAGGCAAAUGACAGAUUUGAUCAAAGUUCCUCGUCGGCCCUUGAAAAUUGUGAUGUUGGAUGCAGUGACAAAUGGCGUGUCAGGAUCUCCUCGAAAUUUCAGAUUCCUUGUGGGGUAUCCCCACUCAGAAGAAGCGCACUUAUUCAGUGUCGAAAUCAAAGGCGAGCGCUAUGAUGUGAAACAGACAAAUCUGAUAUUGCCUCCAGCACUUAGAAUAUACUCAGGAUCCAUUAUCGGCGGGGGCAAAUGCCUUGCUAUUGGAGGUAAGGAUGGCCAGCUUUUGCUGUACACUUUAGAUCCCACAAAAGGGAGACUGGAGUACUCGUUUGUGAAGUGGCGAGCUCAUGGGAGAGAAACUGUGAACUUUAUCAAUUCUAUAGAUGAUGAUAAAAACUCCGAUACGGAAUACUUUCUGACCGGGGGUGGAGAUUGCCAUUAUUGCGUCUAUCGGUUACACAGGCAGUCUGAUGCAGAGAAUGCCUAUGGCUUACAACAGAUCCACCGUUCAUCGGCUCCAUUAUCGCAGAUUAAAGGCGCUUAUUUCGACGAAAAAACAGGGCAGUUUAUUCUUUAUGGUUUCCGAGACGUUUCUCUAAUUCUGUGGAAUGAGACUACCCAGACCGAAAUCAUAACACUUGAUUGUGGUGGUGUUAACCGAGUCUGGCAAUUCAUGCCAGAUCCUAGUACACAAGGAGCGGGCACGAUAGUCUGGAAUCAAGCACGAUCAUUGCACGCAGUUGUUGCGGAUACCGUUGUACAUCACUCACUGCAACUGGGCAGUCAUGGGCGCGAACAAAAGACUUUAGCAGUAACUAAAGCAGGAAUCCAAAAUGGAGAUCAAACGCUUCCACUCAUAGCUAGCGGGGGAGAAGAUACAUUGAUUCGUAUAUCGGUUCCAUCUCGGGUGUCAAAAGGAGAGAGCAGCACAUGGAACGCUGCGCAAUGUUUGCGUAUCCUGAGCGGUCACGUUAGUGGUUUACAGCAAAUCAAAUGGUCAGAUGACGGUCGCUUUUUGUUUUCCAGCGCCGGAGGAGAGGGGUUCAUGGCGUGGAGAAUUCGUUCUGCGCCCAAAUUCGGUCUUGCAGUUUUAAUGGAAGCUGCAAUCCCGCGAGAGGAGACGGAAGUAGAGCUUCGCGUUACUAGUUUUGACGUGCUUCGUAUGAAGUCAUCGGUCGAUGAGGAUAAGUUUCUGCUGGCUCUUGUAUACUCCAAUUCUACUGUGAAGGUAUUCUCAUAUACAAGUUCGAUGGACUCGCACACUUAUGAGCUUCUUGGGAAAGGAACGUACUCGACGAAUUGUCUGACAGAAGUUCAUUUCAUGGUUCAAGAAUCGAGAAUUUUUCUGGUCACAGGAGCCACUGAUGGAUAUCUUGCUUUCUGGCCGGUGGACUGGAUCACGCACGAAGGAUGCUAUCAGUUCUCGGUAAACACGACAUUCAUUGUCAACACAUUGAAAUGGGAACUACAUCAUGCCAUUCACGCUAGCAGUAUCAAGGCCUUGGAGAAUGGCGAAGUCUAUCCGGGGUAUCAAGUACUCGUCAGCGGCGGCGAUGAUAAUUCUCUGUCCAUCACGCUGGUCGACCUGAAUGGCGGUGUCCGCGUCGUCAGCAGUGUACGUAUUGUUAACGCGCAUGCAUCGGCCAUAACAGCAGUCAAGAUUUUGAGUACUCGCACAGAUACAACUGCGACGUUAAAGAUUGCAUCGUCAGCAAACGACCAGCGGAUCAAAUUGUGGUCGGUAAUUAUUGACUUGGUGAAGGAGACAAGUCAAGAGCAAGUGAUUAGUGUCACGUUGGAAUCGGACCGAUACUGUCCUGUAGCAGAUAUUGCGGCGAUGGAUGAUAUGGAGAUUGCUGAUAAUGCGACAGGCACUACAGAGAAAUUAUUGGUUCUCGGUGGUGUUGGGAUGGAGAUGGUGCGCUGGUCUGAUUGAAAUGUUUCUUGCUGCCUCAGGCACUCAUCAGUAUCUAAGCUAACCACAAAUGGUAAGAGCAAUGAACAUCGUCAAAUGUUCCAGAAGGGGAAUGUCGCCGAUGACGAGAAAAGGUCUUCUGCUGCAUACAUUCUCCCUUCGAAAUGCCUAGAUUGGACAAUCAUUAUUGACUG